AUGGUCAUUCCCAAGAUGAUCCAUCAGUCGUGGAAGACUGCUCACCGCAUUCCACAGGCGCUGGCGCCUUGGAUUCGCACGUGGCGGACGCUCCAUCCGUCGUGGAUGUACAUGUUUUGGGACGACCACGAUAACCUGCGUCUGUUCGAAGUGCCCUUUCCCGACUUGUACGACGUCGCGAAGGCCGUGAGCGAACUGGCCGACAUGGCUCGGGUCGCGCUGCUGUACCAGUACGGCGGGGUUUGCAUCGACGUCGACUUUGAAUGCCUCUGA
Messenger RNA from Aphanomyces invadans, 273 nucleotides. RefSeq lists its product as hypothetical. Gene Ontology annotation, biological process: mannosyl-inositol phosphorylceramide biosynthetic process. Gene Ontology annotation, molecular function: mannosyltransferase activity. The coding region runs from base 1 to 273 and encodes 90 amino acids. The record is from RefSeq and is a predicted model, not a curated record. The transcript has a single exon. NCBI's taxonomy places the organism in Eukaryota, Oomycota, Saprolegniomycetes, Saprolegniales, Verrucalvaceae.